Biomphalaria glabrata is the source of this 717-nucleotide messenger RNA. RefSeq names its product cytochrome c oxidase subunit 5A, mitochondrial-like. The record is from RefSeq and is a predicted model, not a curated record. The coding region runs from base 84 to 542 and encodes 152 amino acids. Lineage: Eukaryota; Metazoa; Mollusca; Gastropoda; Planorbidae. Gene Ontology annotation, biological process: mitochondrial electron transport, cytochrome c to oxygen. The transcript has 5 exons. Gene Ontology annotation, cellular component: mitochondrial inner membrane.
AAGUACAAUCAAUUUUCCCUAUUCCGGUUUCUUAUUUUAAGGAGGACGUUUGUCGUUGAGGUCAAUCACGUCUUACUUGGAAAAUGUUUAGAAUAGCAGUAAGAGCUUCAAGUGCAUUGAAUAAUGCUGCCAGACAAUGCCUUAAAGAACAAUCAAAGGUUGUUACUGCUGUUCGCUAUAGCCAUGGGAAGCAAGAGACAGAUGAAGAAUUCGACACUAGAUAUCUCAAUUACUUGAAUCGUCCUGAUCUAGAUGGGUGGAUGCUUAGAAAGGCAAUGAAUGAUCUUACUGGUGAAGAUCUAGUACCAGAACCAAAAAUUAUCAUUGCAGCUCUAAAAGCUUGUAGACGUUUGAAUGACUACUCACUAGCAGUCAGGUAUCUGGAGUCUAUUCAGUGGAAAUGUGGCAAUUACAAGAAAAAAAUCUGGCCAUGGAUCCUUCAAGAAAUCAAACCAACUUUAACUGAGUUGGGUAUUUUGACACCAGAAGAAAUGGGUUAUGACAAACCAGAGUUGGCUUUAAAGAGUGUUUUUGACAUGUAGAUUAAAGACAGAGUCCUGUUUGUAAAUUUAUGGAAUCAAGUACUUCAGGAUUGGAUGAUUAAAAGAUGUUAUAUGAUUUCCAGACAGCCAAUGUUGUAUCAUGUGUCAAUAAAUAGUUUAAAAAUGGUCUUGUUGUAUACUUAAGUUUAACUAAUAAAAAUGAGUUGCUAAUGUU